AUGGAAAAUUAUAAAUUAACGCCGUCUCAAUGGAAAGUAAUAGACUUCCCUUAUAAUGCAUCCUCCACUUUAAAGAUAAUCGCUGGUCCUGGUUCAGGAAAGACCCUUACUCUAUUGCACAAGAUUCAUUAUUUGAUCCAAUCGGGACAACUUCGACCCAACGAGGUGUUGGUCUUAUCAUUGACCAAUAAAGCUGUGGAUAAUAUUAUUGAUAAUCUGUUAUCGAUCUUUGAGUUGAAUAAUGUAGAAGAACAUCCUCCCGCCAUAUUGAAAGAGUUAGUGGAACAAAUCGGUGUGUAUACAAUUCAUGGUUUAGCCAAUCGAGUUGUUGUAGAAAAUGAGGGAUUAAUUACUAUUAUUGAAGAAAAUGGUUGGAGAGGUCUGUUAAAAUUAUUACCGACAGAUUUUUGGCAAAAUAGAAGAUUGAAUAGCAAUGGACUAACGAGAGAAUUACAAGCUGCCUUGAAUGAAUUUAAGAGCAAGAAUGCUAUCUCUAAAAAUAAUAAAAGCACCAAAAAGCAAGAUGAAGUCAUUGAAAAGCUAGUCACUAUUAUGAACAACGGUAAAGUCUUAACGAAUGAUGAUUUGAUUCUCAGAGCCACUGAGUACUUAUCUAGAAUUGCCACCCCCUCGACCAUCGAGAAUGAAAUUUCGGAGGAAUCGUUCACCCAGGCGUUGAAAUCGAAAUACAAAGUGAUCUUAAUUGAUGAGUAUCAAGAUCUAUAUCCAUCGUUACUGCCGAUUAUACAAAAGGUUUCAUCCGAAAAACAAUUGAUAAUGUUUGGUGAUACGAAUCAGAGUAUUUAUGGAUUUCUAGGGGAUAAUUCAGAAGUAAUAACUGCUCUUGAUAAGCUUCACCUGACCAAUUCACAGACUCUCCACCUUUAUGAUAACUUUCGAUGCACACCAGAAAUAAUAAAUUCCGCCAACAGAAUUCUGUCAAACCAUCAUCAGGGACAUUCAACAGCUGAAGAUUUGGUCUUAAAGAAGCCAUCUGGUGUUGCCCCCCAAAUACACGAAUUCGUUGAUCCAUUAGAUGAAUUAGAAUUUCUCGUAGAUAACAUUACACAAUCUGUUUGUUCUUCUGCUAAAUUUUCCGACAUUGCCAUACUUUCAAGGACAAACAAGCAUAUUCAAACCAUAUCUGAACAUCUUACCUCGUAUGGAAUUCCUUUUGAGAAAUUGACGGUGCAACCGGAUUGGUUGAGUGAUACGAGGAUUCAAUUUAUUAUAGAUCUGUUGAAAGUUGCCUUAUUAUCAUUCAAGGGGGAGCAUGCAGAGGAUAGAAUGGAAAAGCUGGAAUAUAAGUGGCAAAGUGAUUUCAAUGUCAUUGUCACUUUGAGUGCUAUAAAGGGAAUAGGGAACAAAUCCAUUCAAAUGUUGUAUUCAGCAUGCAAUGCAAGGAAAUGCUCAUUAUGGGAGUACAUUUCGUGCGUUUCCAAAGAAGAAUGGCCAUCUACUGUAUCUAAUAAGAAGAAGGUGGAAAAUUAUACUUCUUUGUUAAAGCCCUUGAUUAAAGACGGUAAGAUAUGCGAUUUAGACGAACCAAGUAUUUUACUGAAGGAGAUAGUUUCCAUAAUCAAUGAUUUAGACUACGAUCCUUUAAAAUUUCAAACAACCAAAGAUAUGGAAAUUUUCAAAAAGAAUUUAGGGGAAAUGUUUAAGAUUAUGAAAUUGUCCAAAUCAAAUCAACCGCAGGAUCAUCCUAUAUUUGUCGAGUGGUUCCUGGAGACGUAUUUUGAUCAAAGUUUAAUAUUCCACAGGGCCAAAUUGGAAAGUGAAUUAGAUGAUGGGAGUUUGGGAUCGGUCAAAUUAUCUACGAUUCACUCAUCCAAAGGGUUAGAGUUUCCUAUUGUAUAUUUAGCCGGUGGUCCCAUGGGGCUCAGUUACCCGAUAGAGGAUAAAUCUCUGUAUGUUGGUAUGACGAGGGCUAGAAAUUUGUUAUAUUUAUUAAACACUAAACAUGGAAGGCUUGGAGAACCUACUAAUAAAAGUAUGUCUCCAUUAUUGAACAAUGAACCGUUUUGGAAUUAUUAUAAUCUCGAUAUGAAAAGAAUACAUGCUAAUCCUUCACGAUUGUUCAAUUCCAAUAUAAUAAGGUAUAAUAAAAUUGGCGGGAAAUUCGGUUUAGGUAAAAGAACGUUUAUGACAUAUCUUCGACCAACAUUUAAACUAUGUAAAUAUCUAUUGUAA
Molecule: messenger RNA, 2193 nt
Organism: Naumovozyma castellii
Lineage: Eukaryota; Fungi; Ascomycota; Saccharomycetes; Saccharomycetales; Saccharomycetaceae
Gene: HMI1
Product: ATP-dependent 3'-5' DNA helicase
Exons: 1
Coding region: 1-2193 (730 amino acids)
Source: RefSeq, a predicted model, not a curated record